Ilyonectria robusta is the source of this 1047-nucleotide messenger RNA. RefSeq names its product arginase family-domain-containing protein. The transcript is spliced from 3 exons. Lineage: Eukaryota; Fungi; Ascomycota; Sordariomycetes; Hypocreales; Nectriaceae. Gene Ontology annotation, molecular function: agmatinase activity; metal ion binding. The record is from RefSeq and is a predicted model, not a curated record. The coding region runs from base 1 to 1047 and encodes 348 amino acids.
AUGUCCAUCUCUGCUGCAACGUGCCUUGCUGUGGUCCUCUCGCUGAGUUUGGCUUCUGGCCACUCUAUCCAGAAGCCGAUGCAACAACAACCCUCCAACUUCAUUCAGACUUCCAUCUUCCACCACCAAUCAGCCCUUUUAGCCUCCGUUGACGAACCCGUGCAACAUGUGUAUGAUGACUUCCAAGACGACAUCCCCUUCCAGGGUAUUGCCUAUUUUGCCCACCUCAACAACACCAAUUGUUUCUCUGCCUCUACCGAUGGCACUUUCGACAUCGCCAUCGUCGGCGCUCCCUUCGAUCUGGGCGUGACGUACCGUCCUGGUGCCCGAUUCGGCCCUGCUGCAGCAAGGAUGGGCUCGAGAAGGUUGUCCCCUUCAAUGGGCUACAGCAUGGAUCAUGGUGUCAACCCGUUUCGAGACUGGGCCAGGGUGGUGGACUGUGGAGAUAUCAGCAAUACACCCUUCGACAAACUUCAAGCCAUUCACGAGCUUCAGAAAGGUUGGGAGGCCAUCGGCGCAAGAACGGUUCACAACACCGCCAAAGGCAACGUUCCUCGAAUCAUCGGCAUUGGCGGCGACCACACAAUCAGUCUUCCAGCAAUCCGCUCCUUGUACAAGACCUGGGGUCGCGUUGCUGUUCUGCACUUCGACUCACAUCUGGAUUCAUGGGAUCCCAAGCAACUCGGUGGCGGGCUGACUAAAUACUCCCAAGUCACACACGGCUCCAUGUUCCAUAUCCUCCACGAGGAGGAUUUGCUGUCCAGAACUUCCAACAUGCAUCUCGGCUCACGUUCCAUGCUCUUUGACGACAGGUACGAUCUUGAGAACGAUGCUCGAUGUGGCUUCUCAUACAUCCGUGCGCGAGAACUGGACGAAAUGGGUGUGGAAAACGUAGUCGACCGAAUUGUGGACACAGUCGGCGACGAAUACGUGUACUUGAGUAUUGAUAUUGAUGUUUUGGACCCAGCCUUCACUCCUGCUACCGGAACCAUUGAACCAGGCGGCUGGACAUCGAGAGAACUACUGCGGAUCUUUGACGGUCUUUAA